AUGUCCACCCAACUCAGCAAGGCAUACACAGGCGAGGACGUGAAUGACCUAAAGUUCGACGUAGAGGCUCCAGAAGAACUUCCUAGUGAUGAAUUGGAGGAUGAAGACGAAGAGCCAGUCAAGAAUUCCCGUGGAAUGAUACUCCAUGCAGUAAUUGUGUCAUCCUUGGCUAUGAUUGGAUUAUAUGCUCUUACACUGGUCACCUUCGCUGGUACCACGCUGAUGACUGCCGCUUUCGUUGCUUUUGGAGUCGGCGGCUGUGUGAUGGUGGCGGAAGUUAAAUUGAGCAAGAUGGACACAUUCAGAACGAUUCACAAUAGAUUGCGAAAGGAUGUCAAUGUCUUUGCCGGGGAAAACGUGAAGCUCACAAAAGCCAACGAUGCGCUGAAUUUGCAAGUAUUCAUGUUGAAGGAGAACGAACAGCGUUUCCAAGCACUAGCCGCAGAACAGAAUUCAAAUGUCCAAGAUCUUGUAAAGCUUGUCAACGAAAAUCAAAAGGUUAUUGACGAAAAGAAAAAGUGCAUCCGUGACGAUAUUAUAGAGUCACUGAUCAGCACCGCGUUUGAAGGAGAAAGAAGUCAGGAUGGAGAGUUUUCUGACAGGGAAGUCAAGAGACUGGUUACUCGCCUGAAGAAUAUGCCCGCCGUGAAAAUCAAUGAAGAGAUUCUCUCGCAAGUUUUGGACACAGAUCGAUCAGUCCUCGCGCUCAUUGCGAUUAUUAGAGAUCUGGAUGUUGCAGGCGAACAAAUUGGCGACACAAUCUUUCUCAUCGAUGAGAACGAUCCUGCAUUGCUUGAAGACUUGACAGCUCAUAUGUAG
Cylindrotheca closterium is the source of this 819-nucleotide messenger RNA. The record is from the annotation of a GenBank genome assembly. Lineage: Eukaryota; Bacillariophyta; Bacillariophyceae; Bacillariales; Bacillariaceae.